UACCAGCAUUUCCUCGUGAAACCUGUAUCAUCUGCACGUUAAAUGAAUCAUGGUGUACACAUGAAGGUAUCAGUCAAAUGAUUAACGGUGGAAUGAAUAUUCUCAGACUGAAUUUGAGUAAUCACUCUAAAGAAAUUUGCCGUGAAGCCAUCCAAAUUACCCGUGCUUUGGAUGAAGCUUCAGAUUAUAGACAGUGUACUUCAGUCGCUAUUGAUUUGACUAUUGAAUGCGUACGCACUGGCUUCUUCGAAGGGGGACCAAAAUCAACCGUUACUUUCGUGGAGGGCGAUAAAGUUGAGUUGGUCUUUGAUGAGACUUACAGGAACAAGUGCACAAAGGAGAAGGUUUAUAUAAACACAUCAAACUUCCCUCAAAUGAUCCACUAUCUUCACAGGGGAGACAAAAUUUUCUUUGGUGAUGGACUCAUCUGCUUAAUUGUCAAGGAGAUUGGAAUGGAUCGGUUGAUUUGCGUGGUUGAGGAAGGAGGUCCAAUGUCGGGUUAUCAGCGUGUGAUUCUUCCCCGUGAACGUCUGAAUCAUCACACACUGGAAGCAAACUACUUGAAAGAUUUGGCAUUUGCUGCGGAGUGUGAUGUUGACUUUGUAUUUACCAGUUUUGCAGAUAAUGCGCAGAUGAUUAUCGACGCUAAGGCUUGUUUGCCGCCUCAUACGAAGGUUUUUGCAAACAUUGAAACUAAGGAGUCAGUUAGGAAUCUAGCCGAAAUAAUUGAACACGCCGAUGGUAUAAUUGUUUCUCGUGCGGAUCUUGGGAUCGAAUUUCCUCCGGAGAAGAUCUUCAAACUUCAGAAAUAUAUCAUUGGCAACACAAAUGUUGCAAGAAAACCAGUUUUCGUGAUUGCUCAGUUGAUGGAAUCCAUGUACAAUAAACCCCGUCCGACACGCGCAGAGGCUUCAGACGUCGCCAACGCCGUUCUAGACGGUGCUGAUGGGCUUAUUUUGACCGUCGAGACAGCGGAAGGAAUGUAUCCCCUUGAAUCUGUUCAGGUCAUGAGUCAGAUUUGUCGUGAAGCGGAGAGAGCCCGUUUCCACAGGACAACUCGUGCGGAGUUAUACGCGUGUCGUCAGGCUCGUGGACUCUGUCGCAAGAAUAGCUCCCAUGUCACCGCUUUGUCGGCAGUUGAAGCUGCUGAGAACUCCCAGGCAAAGGGAAUCUUUGUUGUCACUACUACUGGAGAGUAA
Messenger RNA from Rodentolepis nana, 1199 nucleotides. The record is from the annotation of a GenBank genome assembly. NCBI's taxonomy places the organism in Eukaryota, Metazoa, Platyhelminthes, Cestoda, Cyclophyllidea, Hymenolepididae.